AUGGCUAAACGACAAAAGGACUUGGGAGAUUGGAAAAUCGUCCUUGAAGAUCCGGAAGAUGAAUCAACUAAUAGCCCAGCUACUCCAUCGCGUCGAUCGCGUCGAAGAGCUCAAUCUGCGGAACCAAACGAUGUGAAGCUUCAACGUGAGGAAGAUGGUCUACAGAUCCAAACAGGCGAUUGUCUUUUGAUCUCAGAGAAGCAAACGUCAAUUUACAUUAUCACAAGCAUUCUGCUUGGCCUUAAAUCAUGCGUGGAGCUUCUGGGGGCCAGGUUUGUCACUCCAGAGCAGAUAACUCAGGAAACUCUACAAAGUGUUGAUAUACAGAAGAAUGAACUCUUUGUCACACCUGAAAUUGCUUCUCUCAAGGUGAAGGAUAUUGUCCAGAAGGUCCAAGUGCUUAACUCUUCAGAUUUUAAUGAGAUCGUUCUCGAUGAUUCAUCAGCUUCUCUGCUUUACUUGUGUCGAAAGGCUAGUAACGCCCAGGGUGAGAAACUUUCUGAAGAAUUUGACUUUAACGAGUUCCGCAAGCUUGUCGUUAAGGACCUGAUGGAAGCAAUCAGGUUUAUUUCAGAGAAUACGCUGAUCAUUAUCUCGCCAAAGAAGCGUAAACUCAAGACAUCAUCACUUACUGAGAGACUUGAAAGAUCUGACUCUCCAAGGAGAAGAACAUAUACCCAGUCAUCUUCAGAUGACUCUGACUCUGAAGAUUUCGUUAAGCAAGAAAGUGAGGAUGACGAUUCGGAAGAUUUGCUGGAUGAAGAAGAACCUGCAAAAGAACUUCAGGUUGAACAAACAAGUCCUACGAAGGGACGCAAAAGAUCUGCAACUCCAAAGAAAGAUCCAUCUACAACCCCAAGGAAAAAGGUCCAGUCGUCUCGUGAAAACGAACGCUCAACGCUUCAGAACAUUCUCUCCCCACUUAAGAAAGGUUUUAAGGUUAAAACAGGUACCUCUGCUGCCAGCCUUCCCUCGCUCAACAGAGCUCCUUUGAAAAGCUCUGGAAUGGUUGUGGACACUUCAUCAGAGGCAUUCAAAGAGCUUAAGGAAAAGCUUCACACUUCAGCGACCAUCACAUCCCUUCCUUGUCGAGAAGACGAAUGGGUUGCAGUGUACACUAAUGUUGAAAACGCCAUCCAAACGCAAACAGGCAGUUGUAUCUACGUGAGUGGAACUCCAGGAGUCGGUAAGACUGCUACAAUCAAGGAAGUAAUGGGUUCGCUUCGAUCUUCUGCUGACGAAGCUUCUAUCCCCGAAUCUGCUUAUGAGAAGCUCUGGGAGUUUGUUAGUGGUAUUAAGGUCACUCCUGCCAAUGCUGCAUUAUUACUAGACGACCAUUUUGGCAAGAAUGAUCCCGACGAGACAAGAAAGCCUCUUGUUGUCCUUUUAGAUGAACUUGAUCAAAUCGUCACAAAGACUCAAUCGGUGAUGUACAACUUCUUCAAUUGGCCUACAUACCCAAACUCCAAGCUUAUCAUUAUUGCUGUUGCCAACACCAUGGACUUGCCUGAGAGAAUGCUCACCAACAAGAUCUCUUCCAGAUUGGGUCUUAGAAGAAUUCAAUUUGUGGGUUACACUUUCCAGCAAUUGGGUGAGAUCAUUGCUAAUAGACUUACCAUGCUCAGUAAGGAACACCGCAGGAAGGUGGAUAUCAGUAAUGAUGCUGUGGGAUACGCAUCCAGAAAAGUCGCCAGUGUAAGUGGUGACGCUAGAAGAGCAUUGACCAUUUGUCGGAGAGCAGUUGAAAUUGCAGAACAGGAAUUCUUGGACACAGAAACUGAUCUAGAGAAGCCCGAAUCGGAACAAACGUUCACAAUCAAAAUCAGCCAUAUCUCCAAAGCCAUCAACGAGUCUGUCAACUCACCCAUCGCUCAACUUCUCGGUCUGCUUUCAUUCGAAUCGAAGCUCAUACUUGUAGGUAUUCUCCUACGUAUGAGAAGAUCUGGCCUAGCUGAGAACACGCUUGGUGACGUAAUCGACGAGAUGAAGAACUCCCUCGAGUUGCUUACUUCCAAGGACGGUUCCAAUGCGUUUAAAAAGCUCGAAUCACACGAAUCGUUUGCUGAUUUCUGCUACGGUUUCCCUAGAAACAUCCGUAUCUACGAUAUGGCACGCCUAGUGAACCAAAUGGAGGAGCUUGGAAUCAUCGCACAACAAAACCUUCGAAGCGAGCGGUACAGGCUCAUACAAUUGAACAUCUCCGAGGACGAAGUUCUUGCUUCCCUUAGAAGAGACCAAUUAAUAUUGCCCAUGCUUUAA
Messenger RNA from Candidozyma haemuli, 2259 nucleotides. It is a transcript of the gene ORC1, whose product is annotated as origin recognition complex subunit 1. Bases 1 to 2259 code for a protein of 752 amino acids. The transcript is spliced from 2 exons. Gene Ontology annotation, molecular function: DNA replication origin binding; ATP binding; ATP hydrolysis activity. Lineage: Eukaryota; Fungi; Ascomycota; Pichiomycetes; Serinales; Metschnikowiaceae. Gene Ontology annotation, cellular component: nuclear origin of replication recognition complex. Gene Ontology annotation, biological process: DNA replication initiation; mitotic DNA replication checkpoint signaling. The record is from RefSeq and is a predicted model, not a curated record.